Ailuropoda melanoleuca (giant panda) is the source of this 2209-nucleotide messenger RNA. RefSeq names its product RELB proto-oncogene, NF-kB subunit (gene RELB). The record is from RefSeq and is a predicted model, not a curated record. Gene Ontology annotation, cellular component: nucleus; cytoplasm. Lineage: Eukaryota; Metazoa; Chordata; Mammalia; Carnivora; Ursidae. Gene Ontology annotation, molecular function: RNA polymerase II cis-regulatory region sequence-specific DNA binding; DNA-binding transcription factor activity, RNA polymerase II-specific. Gene Ontology annotation, biological process: cellular response to stress; canonical NF-kappaB signal transduction; non-canonical NF-kappaB signal transduction.
GAUGGGUUGCGGGCCCCCCGGCCCGGCGCCCCCCGCAGCCGGGCGCCGCGCGUCCAGCCCGGCCUGCGGCCCCAGCCCCUGCGCCUCUCGUCCGACCCGCGAUCGUCCUCCGGACCGUGCCUCCUGGCCGCUUGGCCUGCCGGCGUGUGUGUUUUGAUCUGGGCCGUCCUCCGGGCCGUCCGUCCCCACUGGUCGGGCCAUGCCGAGUCGCCGCGUCGCCAGACCGUCCGCUGCGCCGGAGCUGGGGGCCUUGGGGUCCGCGGACCUCUCCUCGCUCUCGCUCGCCGUUUCCAGGACCACGGAUGAAUUGGAGAUCAUCGACGAGUACAUCAAGGAGAACGGCUUCGGCCUGGAGGGGGCGCAGCCGGGCCCGGGCGAGGGGCUGCCGCGCCCGGCCCCGGGCCCCGGGCCUCGGCCGCACCUGGUCAUAACCGAGCAGCCCAAGCAGCGCGGCAUGCGCUUCCGCUACGAGUGCGAGGGCCGCUCGGCCGGCAGCAUCCUCGGGGAGAGCAGCACGGAGGCCAGCAAAACGCUGCCCGCCAUCGAGCUCCGGGAUUGUGGAGGGCUCCGGGAGGUGGAGGUGACCGCCUGCCUGGUGUGGAAGGACUGGCCUCACCGAGUCCACCCCCACAGCCUCGUGGGGAAAGACUGCACCGACGGCGUCUGCAGGGUGAGGCUCCGGCCUCAUGUCAGCCCCCGGCACAGUUUUAACAAUCUGGGCAUCCAGUGUGUGAGGAAGAAGGAGAUUGAGGCCGCCAUUGAGCGGAAGAUUCAGCUGGGCAUCGACCCUUACAAUGCCGGCUCCCUGAAGAACCACCAAGAGGUGGACAUGAAUGUCGUGAGGAUUUGCUUCCAGGCCUCAUAUAGGGACCAGCAGGGACAGAUGCGCCGAAUGGACCCCGUGCUGUCUGAGCCUGUCUAUGACAAGAAGUCCACAAACACGUCAGAGCUGCGGAUUUGCCGAAUCAACAAGGAGAGCGGGCCGUGCACGGGUGGCGAGGAGCUCUACCUGCUGUGCGACAAGGUGCAGAAAGAGGAUAUAUCGGUGGUGUUUAGCAGGGCCUCCUGGGAAGGCCGGGCUGACUUCUCCCAGGCCGAUGUGCACCGCCAGAUUGCCAUCGUGUUCAAGACACCGCCCUACGAGGACCUGGAAAUCGUUGAGCCUGUGACCGUGAACGUCUUCCUACAGCGGCUUACUGACGGGGUCUGCAGUGAGCCUCUGCCCUUCACGUACCUGCCUCGGGACCAUGACAGCUAUGGCGUGGACAAGAAGCGGAAACGGGGGAUACCUGACGUCCUCGGGGAGCUGAACAGCUCUGACCCCCAUGGCAUCGAGAGCAAACGGCGGAAGAAAAAGCCAGCCUUCCUGGAUCACUUCCUGCCCAACCCCAACUCAGGCCCGUUCCUCCCGCCGUCAGCCCUGCUGCCGGACACAGACUUCUUCCCUGGCACCGUGUCCCUACCCGGCCUGGAGCCCCCCGGUGGGCCGGACCUCCUGGACGAUGGCUUUGCCUACGAUGACGCCGCGGCCCCCACACUUUUCACCAUGCUGGACAUGCUGCCCCCGGCGCCGCCACUCGCCAGCGCUGUCACGGGCAAUGGGGCUGCUGGGCCCGCUGUUGGAGAGCCUUCCGGCCCUGAGCCAAUGACACUGGACUCAUACCAGGCCCCAGGCCCCGGGGACGGGGGCACUGCCAGCCUUGUGGGCAGCAACAUGUUCCCCAACCAGUACCGCGAGGUGGGCUUUGGGGGAGGCCUCCUGUCCCCGGGGCCAGAGGCCACGUAGCCCCGAGGCGCUGGAGGAGAGGCGCUGGGUGGGGAGGGAGGGAGGUGGAAGGGGCCGUGCAAACCCAACCAGGAUGUCCAGAACCUCCAUCCCCUUGGGCCACCCUUGGUCAGUCUUCCGACCUCCUCAUCCUUCUGAAUGGGACAUCUUCAGCGCUGGUGAGAAGCUCCGCAGCACCGGUUUCCCCUGAGCCCAUUUUACAAAUGAGAAAACCGACUCCGGAGAGGAAAAGGGGCUUAGCUCCCAUGCACCAGCUUGUAAAGCUGCCUCAGCUCCCACGAAUGGGGGCACCUUCUCCAGGCGGACUCUGGAGUGUACAUAUGGGAGAAAGGUGCAGAUCCUUAGCUCUCCUCCCCCGAGCUUGAAGGUGGGGGGGUAAAAGGUUGUUUGUUCUGAGUCUUCCCAAUAAAGAUGAAUUUUUGA